Messenger RNA from Miscanthus lutarioriparius, 420 nucleotides. NCBI's taxonomy places the organism in Eukaryota, Viridiplantae, Streptophyta, Magnoliopsida, Poales, Poaceae. The record is from the annotation of a GenBank genome assembly.
AUGGACAAACUCGUGGCCAUGAUGGCCUUCUGCGAGGCGCCGCUCGACGCCACCUUGGCUCCGUCGGGGGCCGCCGGCUACGGCGCCUCCGCAACCGGCGGCGGCAACGUGGUGGCGUUGCUGGCUGCAGCCACGAAGAAGUGGCCGAUGGAGAGGCUCGUGGCCACGAUGGCCUUCUGCGAGGCGCCGCUCGACGGUACCACCUCGGCUCCGUCGUCGGGUGCCGCCGGGGGCGAUAGCGCCUCCGUAACCAACGUCCCCGGCGAGGCCGGCGGCGGCGAAGACGCGGCGGCGUUGAGGCGGGCGUGGCUGGCCGACGCCAAGAAGGAGUGCCCGUUGCGGGAGCACCGGCUGCUGCGCGAGAAGGCCAGGAACGUCGUCGAUGGGCUGGCGAUCUUCGAGACCGUCGCCUUGCAGUGA